GCCUAGGGUUUCCGCAGCUCCUUCGUCUCAGCAGAGGAACCGAAGCGCAGAGAGAGCUCCACUUCCUUCGCCGCCACCAUGGGUCGUAUGCACAGCCGCGGUAAGGGUAUCUCAGCCUCAGCUUUGCCCUACAAAAGAACUCCACCUAGUUGGCUCAAGAUCUCUUCUCAGGAUGUUGAGGAAAACAUUUGCAAGUUUGCGAAGAAAGGUCUGACGCCGUCGCAGAUCGGUGUGAUUCUUCGUGACUCGCAUGGUAUUGCUCAAGUGAGGAGUAUCAACGGAAGCAAGAUCCUUCGCAUUCUCAAAGCUCACGGCCUUGCACCUGAAAUUCCGGAGGAUCUGUACCAUCUUAUCAAGAAGGCAGUGUCUAUCCGGAAGCAUCUUGAGAGGAACAGGAAGGAUAAGGAUUCGAAGUUCAGGUUGAUUCUGGUUGAGAGCAGGAUUCACAGGCUUGCUCGCUACUACAAAAAAACAAAGAAGCUUCCUCCUGUCUGGAAAUACGAGUCAACCACUGCUAGCACCCUUGUUGCUUAAAUUAUGUAGCAGCAUAUUUUUAGAUAUUUUUGAGGAACGUGCAAGAUAGUCUUCCUAUUUUGGAAUAGAUUUGUCCAGGCGUGUGAUCUAGUUCGUAACUAUCAGAAGAUUUUGGUAUCCUUCUUUAAUAGGAGGAAAAGAUGGAACAAAGUUUUUUGUAUUUUGGAUCUUGAGGUUUCUAUAUUUGUGUUUUCAUAGUCCCCUUAAACUGCUGUGGUGUAGUCUUUUUGAUUCGUAUCUUUUGAUUUAGAUUUAUCAUUGUUUUUUUAUAA
Molecule: messenger RNA, 806 nt
Organism: Corylus avellana
Lineage: Eukaryota; Viridiplantae; Streptophyta; Magnoliopsida; Fagales; Betulaceae
Product: small ribosomal subunit protein uS15
Biological process (GO): translation
Cellular component (GO): ribosome; nucleolus; cytosolic small ribosomal subunit
Molecular function (GO): small ribosomal subunit rRNA binding; structural constituent of ribosome
Source: RefSeq, a predicted model, not a curated record